GCCUUGUCCAUGUAAGAUAUGGAGUCUAUCAACUCUGUACAGUAGAAUAUUCAUCAAUUGGACCUCGGCAGAACAGGGAAAACAGCAACUUCCAAGUAUCCUAAAGCACAUAUGGAUAUCAAAGCAUCCCAUGCCAUCUCCCUCAUCCCACCACCCCCAAAAGACACCAGAAUAGUAGUGCCAACCGCCCAACGUGGCACAAGCACACCGAUAGAUGGAUCAAAACGUUUUCUUGGCCGUCCUUCCCACCCCCCCGGCCGCCGCGUUUCUUGGCCCCCAAUUCCGAAUCACAAAACCCUCGCUCGUCCCGCCCCUUCAAACAAAGACGCCACAGCGCACUGGCAAAUGCUGUCAACCCAUCUUUCACUUGAACCUUUUUUUCGAGCCGCUGCCAUGUGCCAGGGCUUUUGCUUCCCGCGCUGCCCAAUUGCAGGCCGUGCCGACGCUCGCAUGCGACGGCUAAAGCCUCACCCACGUUUUUCUCUUUUUUUUCUCUUCUUCUUUUUCCCUUUUCUUCAUUGGUAUAUAUUCCCAUUUCGUAUAAGACAAAUUCGCUCACUCGGCGGACUUUACUGUACAUACAUCCAUACCUAGCAGCAUCUUGCAUCUGCAGGCUGUCUACUAGACCUAGUACGAGUUACUACUUCUGCU
Molecule: messenger RNA, 651 nt
Organism: Trichoderma harzianum CBS 226.95
Lineage: Eukaryota; Fungi; Ascomycota; Sordariomycetes; Hypocreales; Hypocreaceae
Exons: 1
Coding region: 112-594 (160 amino acids)
Source: RefSeq, a predicted model, not a curated record